CCAUUGCCAUAAACGUCACCUGUUAAGUGUUGCUCAUACUAAUAUGACCAAUUGUGGGUUUUGCAACAAACAUGCCAUUUAUGUUCCAACCGUAAAUGCCAUGUUUUUAAGCAUUAACAUGUUUUUGUGUGUUUUCAGACAUGUGGACCCUCUGACCAUUUCAUGCCAUUUGCAUUGCAUUAAAACAUACUGCGGCAUCAUCCAUGACCUCCGAGCCUGCCUGGAUCGCAAUUUUGAUGCGCUUGCGUAAUGUGCCAAUCCGUCUAGCUUGAUUUACGCAGUAACAAGCAUGCUGCCAGCUGCUAACAGCAACGCGAGAUAUCUGGAGGAAGGCAAGUGCCUGGACGUCUUGAAAUCGCCAUCCCGUUCGGAGAAAAGCACACUAAAAACAACGUACCGUGACUUACAGAAAGCAAAGCUGUCGGCGUCACGCAAGGUGCAACUUAAGGGCUUGAUGCUGCUUGUGGCCAAAGAGAGACUGGAACAAGAGAAAAAUGAUCGGGAGGAACUGAAAUCCGCCUACAUGGCUGACAAUGUGAUUCCGCUGGAGCUCUCCCAUCUCUCCGGCCAGGAGUUGCAGGAUCUCUGCAGGGAAUUGCACAAAACCAUCGACAAGGUGGAUGAAGAGAGAUACGACAUGCAAGUCAGGGUGGAGAAAAACGACAAAGAGAUCAAAGAGCUGCAAAUGAAGAUAUACGACCUACGUGGGAAGUUCAAGCGCCCCCCGCUGCGACGCGUGCGCAUGUCUGCCGAUGCCAUGCUGCGUGCCCUGCUGGGUUCCCGACACAAGGUGUCCAUGGACCUGCGUGCCAACCUCAAGUCUGUCAAGAAGGACGACAAGGAGGAGAAGGAAGUUGGAGAUUGGCGCAAGAACGUGGAGGCUAUGUCCGGCAUGGAGGGUCGGAAAAAGAUGUUCGACAUCGCCGGACAGUAA
This is a messenger RNA of Lethenteron reissneri (Far Eastern brook lamprey), 934 nucleotides long. Its product is annotated as troponin I, slow skeletal muscle-like. Gene Ontology annotation, biological process: skeletal muscle contraction; cardiac muscle contraction. Gene Ontology annotation, cellular component: troponin complex. The record is from RefSeq and is a predicted model, not a curated record. NCBI's taxonomy places the organism in Eukaryota, Metazoa, Chordata, Hyperoartia, Petromyzontiformes, Petromyzontidae.